CCACAAUCGACAUAUCAACAACAUGCCGGAGUCCAGUCGAGAAACACAAACUGCGGACGGGAGACGACGCACACCACAAUCACAACGAGAAAUGGCGGCGUCACACAACAUCGUGUCUACUGUCUCUCAGUUGGCAGAUGAGAAUCUCACAUUUGUGCGGAGCAUAAGUGGCGGGCUCGCUCUUGCUGGGGUGAUUGUAAUAGCGAGGAGCAUCAAACUGAUCACCAAAUUUCAAACAGUGUCUGAGAUCCCAGCUCGUUUCGUGGAGAGCAACGUCAGCCUCCGCGGGAGGGUUCAUUCUGUCACUGAUCAAGCCCUCCAAGUGGAGCAUGUGCCCAUUUACCUGCCGCUGCUCUCACCUCGACUGGCCAAACACAAAGGUGUGCCCACGUCCCCCUUGCUGGUGAAACUUGCCGGCGUGGACCUGACGGCAGAGGGCAAGUUAUGGCUGCAGACAAGAGUACUUCCCGCUCAGACGGUGUGGUUGAAGCUGAUCAGCCGACAGGAUGAUGCACUGCACUGUUUUGUGGCCCACAGCAUGCAGGGGUCGUCAUGGGGCCGCUCUGUGAACGAGGAGGCCCUGUAUCUGGGCCUUGCCCGCAGGGCGCCUGUCGCCGGCCUCUCGCAGCACUCUCGCCUCUACUGGCGUCUGCAUCAGCGGCUGCACAGGGCAGAGGUCAAAGCUGAGAAGAGGAGGCUGGGCUUGUGGAGGGAAGACAGCCAAUGGGAGAGGACCGUCAAGGCUGUACGGGACAGUGCAUUAUUCAGACUGUUAUGCAGACUCUUUGGGAGGACCUGA
Molecule: messenger RNA, 799 nt
Organism: Phycodurus eques (leafy seadragon)
Lineage: Eukaryota; Metazoa; Chordata; Actinopteri; Syngnathiformes; Syngnathidae
Gene: miso1
Product: c18h3orf33 homolog (H. sapiens)
Exons: 5
Coding region: 23-799 (258 amino acids)
Source: RefSeq, a predicted model, not a curated record